AUUGGUUGUAUAGCCUGUGUGUGUGGUAGAGCUUGCUAAGAGGAAGGAUAAGACUUAUAGAGCUAUUCAGCUUCUUAGCAUAUCUUUUGGUUAAGUCUUUCCUGCUUCUUUAGCACACAAUUCAUUAAAGAAAAAUGGCUUCAGCUUCUCUUCUGAAGACUUCCCCUGUGCUUGACAAGUCUGAGUUUGUCAAGGGCCAGACUCUGCGCCUUCCUUCUGUUGCUGGUGUCAGGUUCGCCUCCUCGGCUUCCUCUUCUCUGACUGUCCGUGCCUCCUAUGCCGAUGAACUUGUUAAGACCGCGAAAAGCGUUGCAUCACCAGGGCGUGGAAUUUUGGCUAUGGAUGAGUCGAAUGCCACCUGUGGGAAACGUCUUGCCUCAAUCGGGUUAGAGAACACUGAGGCUAACCGCCAAGCCUACCGUACCCUUCUUAUAUCUGCCCCAGGCCUUGGUCAGUACAUCUCUGGUGCUAUCCUCUUUGAGGAGACUCUCUACCAAUCCACUGUUGACGGCAAGAAGAUGGUUGAUGUCCUCGUUGAGCAGGGCAUUAUUCCUGGUAUCAAAGUCGAUAAGGGUUUGGUUCCACUUGCUGGCUCAAACGACGAGUCAUGGUGCCAAGGUCUUGAUGGUCUUGCUUCACGCUCUGCUGCUUACUACCAGCAGGGUGCUCGCUUUGCCAAAUGGCGUACUGUUGUGAGCAUUCCCAAUGGUCCAUCUGCUCUGGCAGUGAAGGAAGCAGCUUGGGGUCUUGCUCGCUAUGCUGCUAUCACCCAAGACAACGGAUUGGUCCCAAUUGUUGAGCCAGAGAUUCUUCUUGAUGGUGAGCAUGGAAUCGACAGGACAUUCGAGGUGGCUCAGCAGGUUUGGGCAGAGGUGUUCUACUACUUGGCAGAGAACAAUGUGCUGUUUGAGGGUAUCCUUCUUAAGCCUAGCAUGGUUACCCCAGGUGCUGAGUGCAAGGAAAGGGCCACCCCUGAACAAGUUGCUGACUACACCCUUAAGCUCCUCCACAGGAGAAUCCCCCCUGCUGUCCCUGGAAUCAUGUUCUUGUCUGGUGGGCAAUCUGAGGUAGAGGCAACCCUGAACUUGAAUGCCAUGAACCAGAGCCCAAACCCAUGGCACGUAUCAUUCUCCUACGCAAGAGCCCUCCAAAACACCUGCUUGAAGACCUGGGGAGGAAGGCCCGAGAAUGUGAAGGCAGCACAAGAUGCCCUGUUGCUUCGUGCCAAGUCCAACUCCGCGGCCCAGCUGGGUAAGUACACUGGUGAGGGUGAGUCCGAGGAGGCCAAGAAGGAUAUGUUCGUCAAGGGCUACACUUACUAAGAAGAUCUUAAGAAGUGGGAGAUCCAAGUAGAUUAAGUUUGUCAAUUAUUUGGGGGCUGAUCAAGGACUGAUAUUUCAGAUUUGUGUUUUGAAGUUUGAAGGUCCUAGUGAUGUGAUCAAUGGAAAUUAAACAAACUUAUUUUUGGUAAUUACUUGAAAUGUACGUAUGUACCUUAUACUCAAGCUUAAUAAGAUGUCUAGCUACUAAUGAGAUUUACUUUA
Beta vulgaris subsp. vulgaris (sugar beet) is the source of this 1544-nucleotide messenger RNA. Its product is annotated as fructose-bisphosphate aldolase 1, chloroplastic. NCBI's taxonomy places the organism in Eukaryota, Viridiplantae, Streptophyta, Magnoliopsida, Caryophyllales, Amaranthaceae. The transcript has 6 exons. Gene Ontology annotation, molecular function: fructose-bisphosphate aldolase activity. The coding region runs from base 135 to 1322 and encodes 395 amino acids. Gene Ontology annotation, cellular component: cytosol. The record is from RefSeq and is a predicted model, not a curated record. Gene Ontology annotation, biological process: glycolytic process; fructose 1,6-bisphosphate metabolic process.